AUGACUAUCGCCAACUUCAUCCUCAGCACCGCUGGCCGGUAUAGGGAUGACCCUGCACAAUCCCUUCUUGUGACCCUUCUUUGUGCCCCGCUGGUGUACAUCCUGGUCAAUGAGCUAGUCAGAAAGAAUGCCCGGCUACAAAUGAAAGGUCCUUCUGGCCUGCCUCUCAUCGGUCACUUGUGGGAUAUCCGAGUCAAUGCUGCUGAAAAGUAUCGAGAGUGGUCUCGCAAGUACGGUGAAGUGUACCAGAUCCAGCUUGGCAACAUUCCCGUCGUUGUCGUCAACUCUGCUUCUGCUGCUCGAGCCAUCUUCGGCCAGAAUGCCCAGGCCCUCAGCUCAAGGCCCGAGUUCUAUACAUUCCACAAGGUGCUCUCCGACACUGCCGGUACCACCAUUGGUACAUCUCCUUACAGCGACUCUCUCAAGCGCCGCAGAAAGGGUGCUGCCUCGGCUCUCAACCGACCCUCUGUCGCUACCUACGUUCCCCAUCUUGAGGUUGAGACCCGGGACUUCAUCAAGGAGCUCUACGAUUAUGGCGAUGCUGGAAACACCCCCGUUGAUCCCAUGCCCAUGAUUCAGCGUCUGUCUCUGUCUCUUGCUUUGACUCUCAACUGGGGAACCCGUCUGAAGAGCCAGAAGGAUAAUUUGUUUGGCGAGAUCACCCACGUCGAGGAAGAAAUCAGCAAGUUCCGAUCCACCACUGGCAACCUUCAAGACUAUAUUCCAAUUCUCCGUCUCAACCCGUUCAACUUUCACUCCAGCAAGGCUCGUGAGAUGCGCAACCGUCGUGACAAGUAUCUUACCGACCUGAACGACGCCCUCGACGAGCGUAUUGCCAACGGUACAUACAAACCCUGCAUUCAGGCCAACGUCAUCCUCGACAAGGAGGCAAAGCUGAACAAGGAGGAGUUGACUUCCAUCAGCUUGACCAUGUUGUCUGGCGGUCUAGAUACCGUGACCACUCAAGUCGCCUGGUUCUGUUCUCUGCUCUCUCAGCGCCCUGACGUCCAGGAGAAGGCCAUCAAGGAGAUUCGUAAGUUCUACGCUGAGGAUGAGCCCAUGUGCGACGAGAAUGACGACCAGAAGUGCGAGUACGUCGUGGCACUUGUCAAGGAGGCUCUUCGAUACUACUGCGUAUUGCGCCUUGCUCUCCCUCGUGCAUCCAUCAAGGAUAUUGUCUUCCAGGGCAACUUUAUUCCCAAGGGUACCAUUGUCUUCUUGAACGCCUGGGCUUGCAACAUGGAUCCCGUUGUCUGGUCUGACCCUGAAGUGUUCCGUCCCGAGCGCUGGCUCGAGCAGCCCGACGCUCCGCUCUUUACCUAUGGUGUCGGAUACCGCAUGUGCGCCGGAUCUCUUCUGGCCAACCGUGAGCUUUACCUCGUCUUCAUGCGCCUGCUUAACAGCUUCCGCAUCGAGAAGUUUGACGAGAUCGACUGCCAUCCCAUCACCGGCAAUGCUGAUCCCAGGAGUCUGGUCGCUCUGCCACCGCGCUUCAAGGCCCGCUUCGUUCCCCGUCACCCAGCGGCGCUGAAGAAGGCUGUAUCACAAGCAGCUUAG
Clonostachys rhizophaga is the source of this 1557-nucleotide messenger RNA. NCBI's taxonomy places the organism in Eukaryota, Fungi, Ascomycota, Sordariomycetes, Hypocreales, Bionectriaceae. The record is from the annotation of a GenBank genome assembly.